Molecule: messenger RNA, 2426 nt
Organism: Mus pahari (shrew mouse)
Lineage: Eukaryota; Metazoa; Chordata; Mammalia; Rodentia; Muridae
Gene: Sass6
Product: SAS-6 centriolar assembly protein
Exons: 17
Coding region: 136-2100 (654 amino acids)
Biological process (GO): centriole replication
Cellular component (GO): centriole; centrosome
Source: RefSeq, a predicted model, not a curated record
AUCGUUUCCCUCCUCCUCCUCCGCGGGAGCUGAGCGCCAAACUCAAACUCAUCGGGACCGGCCCUUCUUUCCAGCGGGGACCGAGGGCCAGGCCUGCUGGGCUUCUUCACCCUCCCGUCGGGGCAGCGGUCCGACAUGAGUCAGGUUCUGUUCCAGCAGCUUGUUCCCUUGCUAGUGAGAUGCAAAGACUGCGAGGAGAGGAGAGAGAGCGUUAGAGUGAGCAUUGAGCUACAGUCGCUUUCGAAUCCAGUACACAGGAAGGAUUUAGUCAUCCGUCUGACUGAUGAUACAGAUCCCUUCUUUCUGUAUAACCUUGCUAUAUCUGAGGAAGAUUUUCAAAGUUUAAAAUUGCAGCAAGGUCUCCUGGUGGACUUCUUGGCUUUCCCACAGAAGUUUAUAGACCUCCUUCAGCAGUGUAUGCAGGAGCACAUGAAAGAGACUCCAAGGUUUCUGCUACAACUUCUUUCUUCAGCCACUCUUUUGGAUAACUCGCCAGUCCUUUUAAAUGUAGUGGAGACAAAUCCUUUUAAGCAUCUUAUUCACCUGUCACUAAAGCUUUUACCUGGAAAUGAUGUAGAAAUAAAGAAAUUUCUAGCAGGAUGUUUGAAAUGUAGCAAGGAAGAAAAAUUAUCACUGACUAAAUCACUAGAUGAUGUUACCAGGCAACUGCACAUUACACAAGAGACGUUGUCAGAGAAAAUGCAAGAAUUAGAUAAGCUGCGGAGUGAAUGGGCCUCGCAUACGGCAUCACUGACGAAUAAGCACUCUCAGGAGUUAACAGCUGAGAAGGAGAGAGCCUUGCAGACACAAGUUCAGUACCAACAGCAGCAUGAACAACAGAAAAAGGAUCUGGAAGCCCUCCAUCAACGAAAUAUCCACCAGCUACAAAACAGAUUGUCCGAGUUAGAGGCAGCUAAUAAAGAGCUCACCGAGAAGAAGUAUAAAGGAGACGCGACUGUCAGAGAACUAAAGGCGAAGCUUGCUGGUGUGGAAGAGGAGCUGCAGCGGGCCAAGCAAGAGGUCCUUUCUCUGAGAAGAGAGAAUUGUACUCUGGAUGCCGAAUGCCACGAGAAAGAAAAGCAAAUUAACCAGCUACAAACAAAAGUGGCCGUUUUAGAACAGGAGAUCAAAGAUAAAGACCAGCUUGUUCUGAGAACAAAAGAAGCAUUCGAUACAAUCCAAGAGCAAAAGGUGGCUUUAGAAGAAAAUGGUGAGAAAAAUCAGAUACAACUGGGCAAACUUGAAGCUACAAUAAAAUCAUUAUCAGCAGAACUUCUAAAGGCAAAUGAGAUUAUCAAGAAGUUACAAGGAGAUCUUAAAACUCUGAUGGGUAAAUUGAAACUGAAGAAUACAGUUACUAUUCAGCAAGAAAAACUAUUGGCUGAGAAAGAAGAAAUGCUACAAAAGGAGCGAAAGGAAUCACAGGAUGCUGGGCAGUCUCUUCGAGCCAAAGAGCAAGAGGUAUGCAGAUUACAGGAACAAUUAGAAACUACAGUUCAGAAACUCGAAGAAAGUAAACAACUUUUGAAAAAUAAUGAAAAAUUAAUCACAUGGCUAAACAAAGAGUUAAAUGAAAAUCAGCUGGUAAGAAAGCAGGACACAUUGGCAACCUCGGUUACCCCACAUUCUACUAGCAACAACACCAUCAGAAGUGGGCUCUCUCCCAACCUGAAUGUGGUUGAUAGACUAAAUUACCCAAGCUGUGGACUUGGCUAUCCUGUCUCCUCUGCAUUUACAUUCCAGAAUGCUUUUCCUCAUGCAGUAGCUGCCAAAAACACCAGCCACCCAAUCUCUGGACCAAAGGUUCAGUUUAACCUGCAGCUUACGAAACCAAACGCAUCGAUAGCUGGGCAGCCGGGAGCCGUUGUUGACAGGCCCUGUUCAAAUGAUAAGGAAAAUGGCGAAAAUUUAGGAUUGGAAUCCAAAUACCUGAAGAAAAGAGAGGAUAGCAUUCCUCUGCGUGGGCUCAGCCAGAAUCUGUUGAGUAAUUCAGACCAUCAGAAAGAGGGCAUGCUGGGCGCGUUCCAGAUAUCUUCCAAGCCCACCGUUCUCCCCCCCUCAUCUUCAUCCUAUUUCCCUGGGCAGUUACCAAGUAGUUAAUCCAACCCCUUUUAUCGCUUGCUGACAGUUUAGGGGUUCAAGUGACUUAACAGACUAUUAAUAACAAAACCAAUUCUUUUCUUGUUCCCGUUAGGUCAUUUGGAUCCUUUAUAAUAAUACUGCUGCCAUUUACAAACUUAGGAAGUUGAUAAGGAUUCUGAGUAAAUGGUAUUUCUUUUCUGUAAACAAAACAGAAUGUUUCAAAAAAAAAAGUCACUGAAUUGUAUCAGAUUCUUAUCAGUUGGUCUGAUUAGGGACACUUAAUCAAAGAUACACCUGCAGAGAAUAUAAGCUGAAGACUUGUGAUUCAUACGAUCAUUUUUAUU